AUGAGUGAUCGCCACAAAACUCCUCGAGUUUUUGCUAGUGGCUCUCAGAAGAGGAAAUUGCAAGCAGAACGUAACAAGAAAUCUGAAGAAACUUUAGCUAAAACAUCCAAACUGACCAAAUUUUUUAAGUCAUCAAAUAAAGAAGAAAUCCCUCAAGAUCCUAAAAAAAUAGUAGGAGAUUCAACAGAAGAUGGAGACGUGGUCGACAGUAUCCAAGAUCAUCCUGAGGCUGAGGUUUCAUCAGGUGGCAACACACAGAUUUCUAAAACUGAAUAUCAACUCCAAGAUGAAGCAAAAUUUUGUGGUCUCAAAAAUGACAUAGGUCUUUGGCCUGCUAAUAUAACAAAAGAAAUGAUCGAAUAUUGGGCGAAAAAAGGUUCGGCAGAACUUCAAAAUUGCGAUAAAUUGUCUAUGCAAAAUCCAGUUCUAGUUUAUCAAGAUGAGCCGCGAGAUAGUUCUAACUUUGUUCGGAAAUGUACAAAGAACAUGUUUACACGCCGCAAUAAAAAUCAAGAGACCGUCAAUCGAUUCUGGCUUUGCUUUUCUCCAUCUACUGGAAAAAUAUAUUGUUAUCCAUGUAAAUUAAUGUCCACUCAAAACAACAAACUCAGUAGAGAAGGCUUCAAUGACUGGAAGCACGCAUCCGAUCGUCUAUAUGAUCAUGAGAUUUCGAAGACUCAUUUGGAAUCAGUAAUGAGUUUAGUGCAACGGGGAAAAGUCACAGGACGCAUCGAUCAAGAGCUAGCGAUGCAAGAACUACAACAAAUCGAGUAUUGGCGAAAAAUCCUCAGAAUUAUCGUUAGUACUAUCAAAUUCAUUGCUGAACGCGGAUUAGCCUUCCGAGGUGACAAUGAAAUUGUUGGCUCACCAAGAAAUGGAAAUUUCCUGGGAAUUUUGGAAUUGCUAGCCGAGUAUGAACCUACCCUGGCCACCCACUUAAAAGAGCAUGCUAACAAAGGGAGUGGUCAUGUCAAUUACCUUUCGUCUACGAUUUGCGAAGAACUGAUCAGAUGUAUGGGUGAUAAAGUACUUACUGAAAUAGUAUCCAGGAUAAAAAAAUCCAAAUAUUAUUCUGUAUCAGUGGACUCUACUCCCGACGAAUCUCACAUCGAUCAACUAACCAUAGUUGUUCGAUACAUGGAAGGAUCGACGCCAAAAGAAAGAUUCCUCACCUUUUUACCAAACUGCGGUCAUACUGGCGAAGCCACAGCAAAUGCUCUACUCAAAUUUUUAGGUGACCAUCAAAUAGACAUCAUGGAUUGCCGCGGCAAAUCAUACGACAAUGCUGCAAAUAUGAGUGGAAAAUAUAGAGGGAUGCAGGCUCUUAUUCUGGAGAAAAAUCAUUUAUCGGCAUUUGUACCAUGUUGUGGUCAUUCUCUCAAUUUAGUAGGAAAAGCAGCGGCUAAUUCUUGUCCCUCGGCUGUUCAAUUCUUUGAUUUCAUGCAGGAUUUAUACACGUUUUUCACAGCAAGUACAGAGCGAUACCAAAUUUUGAUCGAGAAAUUAUCGAAGAAAAAAAGAGGACAGUUUUACGUGUUGAAAAAGCUUAGUGACACUCGUUGGUCUUGUCGAGCUGAAGCUACGAAAGCCAUAGUCGAGGGCUAUUCGGAAAUCGAAGAAGCUCUAACCAGCAUAUCUUCUGAUAUAGAGCAAAAAGACAUU
This is a messenger RNA of Myzus persicae (green peach aphid), 1662 nucleotides long. Its product is annotated as zinc finger MYM-type protein 1-like. The record is from RefSeq and is a predicted model, not a curated record. The transcript has a single exon. NCBI's taxonomy places the organism in Eukaryota, Metazoa, Arthropoda, Insecta, Hemiptera, Aphididae. The annotation marks the transcript as partial.